Messenger RNA from Diorhabda sublineata, 2474 nucleotides. RefSeq names its product protein turtle homolog A-like. The coding region runs from base 1 to 1950 and encodes 649 amino acids. Lineage: Eukaryota; Metazoa; Arthropoda; Insecta; Coleoptera; Chrysomelidae. The transcript has 11 exons. The record is from RefSeq and is a predicted model, not a curated record. Gene Ontology annotation, molecular function: protein binding.
AUGGGUGGUGUGAGACCACUAUGGGUGAGACUUCUUGGUGAUAACAAACCUUUGUCAGCUGAACAAACAUACGAAUUGAGUUGCGAAGUUGUAGGAUCAAGACCGGAACCUACAAUAACGUGGUGGAAAGGAAGUACUCAAAUGAAAAAUACACGUGAAACGACUAGUCCCGAUCGCAAUACGACCACGAGUGUUCUGACAUUUGUACCGACAGUCGAAGAUGGCGGCAAAUACUUAUCCUGUCGAGGACAGCAGCCUCAUAUUCAUGAUAGUGGAAAAGAAGAUGGUUGGAAAUUAGAUAUUCAUCACGUUCCUCUUGUAUCUCUUGAACUUGGCAGCACGCUCAAUGGAAGUACGAUCAAAGAAGGUGUUGACGUGUAUUUUGAAUGCAAUAUCAAAUCAAAUCCUUGGGUAUAUAAAGUCAGCUGGAGGCAUAACGGCAAACAACUUUACAACAACAUCCAAACUAACACGAUAGUGAGUAAUCAGAGUUUGGUAUUACAAUCUAUUACGAGAGCCCGUACAGGACUUUACACUUGCGUCGGACACAAUCAAGAAGGCGACGGAGAAAGCAAUCCUGUGCAACUUGACGUCAAAUUUAUUCCAAAUUGUCGUCCAGGUCAGCCUAAAGUAUUCGGCGUAGCAAGACACGAAGUUGCUCGGAUAGUUUGCGAAUUGGAAGGAAAUCCCAGUGAUAUAGUGUUUGUUUGGAAAUUCAAUAACUCUGCCGACAUGAUAGAUAUACCGCAAAGUCAAAUCCAAACCGAAAAAGGACGAAGCGUUGCUUUAUAUAAACCGAUGAAUGAACUAGAUUAUGGAACUUUGUUAUGCUGGGGUAAAAAUGAAAUAGGCAUGCAAAAAGAACCUUGCAUGUUUUAUAUAAAUCCUGCUGGUAAACCAGAUGCCCUUUCGAACUGCAGUAUAGUGAAUCAGACUUCUGAUUCUCUAAAUGUCGAAUGUAGUGAGGGAUUUGAUGGUGGUUUGAAGCAAGAAUUCAUCAUGGAAGUAUUUGAUACUGCUACUAGAAAAUUAGUAAGCAACGUUUCUUCUAGAACACCUCUCUUCGCUGUUAGUGGAUUGGAAUCUGGAGCUGGAUUUGAUAUUGGUUUAUACGCUGCCAAUAAAAAAGGAAGAAGUCAAGUUAGUCGUCUGCAAGCAUUCACUCUCAAAGCGGCAGAAAAACAUACCGCAUCAACUCCAGUAUUCUUCCAAAUAACUCCACUUCUAGGUGCACUGAUUGGCGUUGUUGCUGCACUAAUUCUAAUAGCCAUUAUCAUUGUGGUAGUUAUACGAUUAAGAGGCGGCGGUGAUCGCGAUGACAAAGAAUACGAUGAUGGUGGAUUAGCAACAACUGGACGUCGAUGUGUAGCUGGUAAUAGUGAUAAGGCCAGUACGGAACCCCUUAAUAAAGAUCUCAACGACAGCGUAGACAGUUUAGAAGAGAAAAAUCCCGAUAUUAUUCCCCAGAACAACGCAGAAGAUGAAUAUCAAGACGAGGAAAGAGCAUUCGAAAGGUUAAAUAAUACUACGAUGAGAGUUUACAAUAGAAUGCAGAGUCCAAACAGUCAGCUCAAAAACAACGGCUCUUAUGAAGGUUACAGUGCCAAAAUGAUGCCGCAAGUGAUCUACAAUCAACAGUGUAUCCCUAUGUCAGUUAUCAGAAGACAAGAACCAACAGUGUACGCCCAAAUCGAUGUAAAGCGGAUGCCGACACAUACAUUACAAGCCAUGGCCACACCCCGGCCUUCGUCAUUCCAAACUUUACAUCAUCCACAUCUACCGCCCUACAUGCCAAGAUCGGUACGGGACGAUGGAUCAGUUAGCUCCGAAACUCCUUUGUUGAAUUCCAGAGACACUGGAGCUCUUCAAUCGCUGAUGGAUAUCAACAGCUCCAGAACGCCAACGAUAACCUCUACUUUACCUCGAACAGUCACAGCAACUCGUUUUUGACCUAGUUAAAUUAAGUAAUUCAGAAGAACUGGUAUAUUUAUAAAAAAAUGUAAUUGUUAUGAUGACUUAAUAGAUGUUACCGUCUCAUUAGUAAGUGUUUAUUUACAAAAAUGUUUUAUUAUAUAAAUUUAUGUUCCAUCUUAUCUAACAGGGCGUUGUUUAAAAGUUUGUAUUUUUAAAUAAAAGAAUUUUAAUGUAUUACCUCGUGUCAAUUGAAUUCAAUCCAAAAAUUGAAUAAUAAUAAAUAUAUUUAAUAAUUUGAACUCGUACUUUUACUCAUCAUUCAUUGUAUUAAUAAAAGGAUAUAGAAAUCUUAGUCUAUCUAUAAUUAAAAUGAUUUUUAUUAGGCAUAUGAACAACAACUUUUUUGAUACGUCCUAAAGAAAUCGAUUUUUCAAGAAUUUGUAAGUGUCUUUGAAGAAUUCUCAACUACAUCUUCUAUAACUGUUUUUUAACUAUGUCAAACUUUUUUUAUAAUUAGUAUUUACAUUAAAAAUAAAUAACCAAUAUAAAACUUAUAGGUA